AUGGCAAACAAAUUAUUGGUAGCCUUGGCUGUUAUGUGCAUUUUUGGAGCUGCUGUCGUUCGUGGAGAAUUCGAUAAGGCACAAGCCAUUGAAAAGCUUAAAACUAAAGCCGAAGAAUGUAAAAGUGAAGUUGGUGCCACUGAUGUCGAUAUAGAAGAAUUGGUGGGAAGGAAACCAGCCUCAACUAUGGAAGGGAAAUGCUUGCGUGCUUGCUUAAUGAAGAAGUUCGAAGUGAUGGACGCCUCUGGAAAAUUUGCCACAGAAGUUGCUUUAAAACAUGCCGAAAAAGUAACCGAUGGCAAUGCUGAUAAAAUGAAAGUGGCUUCGGAAAUUAUCAAUGCUUGCGCCAACAUUGAAGUCUCGUCGGAUCCUUGUCAAGCAGCUGAAGAUUAUGGCAAAUGUUUUAAACAACAGGCUAAUGCUCAUGGAAUUAAUGAACAUUAUGAAUAUUAA
Musca vetustissima is the source of this 453-nucleotide messenger RNA. Its product is annotated as general odorant-binding protein 28a-like. Bases 1 to 453 code for a protein of 150 amino acids. Gene Ontology annotation, biological process: sensory perception of smell. The record is from RefSeq and is a predicted model, not a curated record. NCBI's taxonomy places the organism in Eukaryota, Metazoa, Arthropoda, Insecta, Diptera, Muscidae. Gene Ontology annotation, molecular function: odorant binding. The transcript has 3 exons.